AUGCAUUGCGUUUUGAAACACGGCCGUUACAUAAUCCCGCGGCCUCAAUCCCCCAAUUCCCGCACGAUAUCCGAUCAGUCGAAUCCAGAUAAAGAUGUCAAGAAAAAAAAGCUAAACCCAAACGAAGGUGCCAGCACACAAAUCCAGUUGCCUUCCUCCAGCAGGGGCCUCCGGGCCAUCGGGGCGGCGGCAUCUCUGGGCCGUGCGGCCGACGUUCGAAUGCUUGUUGGAUGGGCGGCUUCCUCUUCCCGGGUGAGCCGGCGGGUCAACCCAUUUUGGAUCUCGCCUCUUUAUCGGUCGCCACGAUGGGUUCUGACCGGCGGCUUCUCAGAGUAUGAGCAGCGGUGCUUUUCCGGCAUGUUGUCUUCGCCAUUGGUCGAUAGGGUUUGGAGAACAAAUUUUGACGAGAGAGGAGACGUGGGUGGUUUGGGAGAGAUUUUGUUCCAAUAA
Striga asiatica is the source of this 450-nucleotide messenger RNA. The record is from the annotation of a GenBank genome assembly. Lineage: Eukaryota; Viridiplantae; Streptophyta; Magnoliopsida; Lamiales; Orobanchaceae.